UCCCGUGCGCUGUCUGCGUCGUUCUCAUCGGCGAAUCGAUGCUCCUUUCGUCAUACCGUUCAAUUUUACACUCCAGCGUGUUUUUUAAAACAAUUAUAAACAUACACAUAUAUAUGUAUAAAAAUAAAUAGUAUAACACAGUUAUAUACGAGUGUGCGCGAAAGGCAAUGGUUCUUAAAAUUCCUAAUUCGCGAAGAUUGUGUCAUCGACGAAAUCGGUGAAUUCGUACUUCAGUUUUUCCUUCGCAUCGAAAAGAAAAACACACGUUAUCAAACGUCAUUGUGACAGGCACAGAGCAGGAUGAGCGUUUCAACGAAUUUAUAAAUUUUUUUCGUUUUUAUUGUUGAGUGUUAAUGUCUGAAAUAGGGGUAAAGUGAAAAUUGUGUGCAAAAUUGACGAUUUUCUUUUGUAUUUCAAAAUCGUAAUAAUACGAUUUCGAAAGGUGCACGAAAGUUUCGUAAUUCGUCUCCUUUUUUCUCUCUCUGAUAAUCGCCGUCAAGGUGAGCGAUCGAGAAAGUCCCUCGUGCCUCGUAUACGUGUGUGUUCUUGUGUUAUUCGACUGUUACAAAUGAAAUGGAGCACUGAAAUACGACGUACAUAAUUCUUUUGUUAAGUUAAUAUUUUUGUUGUUCGUUUGCAUUAUCAUUGUUAAUGCUCCUGUGAACUGAUGCGAUGGAGGAUUACAAAUUUCUCUUCAAAGUCGUCGUCGUCGGCAAUGCCGGGGUCGGCAAAACUUGCCUCGUUCGAAGAUUCACUCAGGGCCUUUAUCCACCCGGACAAGGAGCGACUAUAGGUGUUGAUUUCAUGAUUAAGACUGUUGAAAUUGAGAAUGAAAAAAUAAAGCUUCAAAUUUGGGACACAGCCGGCCAAGAACGGUUCCGGUCCAUAACCCAAAGUUACUACAGGUCAGCUCAUGCCUUGAUAUUAGUUUACGACAUAUCUUCUCAGCCGACCUUCGAUUGCCUCCCAGACUGGUUAAGAGAGAUAGAGGAAUACGCUAGCAACAAUGUACUCAGGAUAUUAGUCGGCAAUAAAAUCGAUCGUGAAGAUCGUGAAAUUCCAACUCACGUAGGUUCGAACUUUGCUCAACAACAUGGGAUGUACUUUUUGGAAACGUCUGCUAAAGAGGCGGAAAAUGUCGAGAGGCUGUUUAUGGAAAUAGCAGCGGAGCUUAUGGAGCAAGCACGAAGCCAAGAAUUGCCAAGGUACGAAACGAACGCAACAACGAUAAAUGGAAAAACGACUUCAAUCGGCGAUAGUAGCAAUUGCGGUUGCAGUCGAUUGUCCUAAUUUUAUCGUAUAAUAAUCAGGAGGAGGAUUCACCAAUUGAAACAACAAAACCACAAAAAUUCGUCGUCACAUUCGGAGGAGAUAUGAAAAAAAGAUAAUUUUUACGAGAUCUUUCAGUCACAAAAUCUUCGAGAGUAUACGGCGUUAACGUUAUAUAAUUUUAAUUACUAUUAUUAUUAUUAUUAUUAUUUAGGUUCUUCCUAAUUAAUCGUAGAUUAUUUGCACACCUCACUCGACACAUGUGAUUCAUCUGUUAUUUAUCGUAGUAUUUAAAACACAAAGUUACCUUGGAGAGAACGAAAGAAAAACAAAUCGCGAAAUUUCUACGAAGUAUGGUUUUUUCUUUUUUGGAAAUAACACGAGAGAAAAAAAUCGCAGUUUCAAUUUCGCCACAUUCGUUCGAAUCGUUCGAAAGACAAACGUUUCUCGUUACUUUGAAAAAAGUGUCUGUUUAAACUACUUCUCCAUUCUGUUCUCGAUCUUCGAAAUUUUACUUCUACAAAUAACCAGAAUGAAGCAAAUGAUCUUGUCUCUCCACUAGCCAAAGCAGAAUUCGUUCUCUCAUAGUUUAUGAGCAAAAACUCAAAAAACGAAUUUGUAACAUUUUUUGAAAUUCAUUGAUUGUAGAAACAGUGAAAAGUACUAGAAUUGAAAAACUACCACGUAAGAAUAGAAAAGUCAGAUGAAAGCGUUCGGAAUUUUCAUAGUUUUUUACCAAUCGACAAUUUUUUUUUAACCAUGCCAAACCAAAUUCCGUUGAAUGUAGUCUGGUUGAGUAAACGAAUAGAAGCAUUCCAGAAGCUCGUUGUAAUUGAAUCAAUGAAGAUGGAAAGCAGAAUGGAGAAAAACAAUGUUUCAAGGUAACGAGAAAACUUCAUUUCGAAUAUAGUUCGUUUAUAAACGUCAAUCAUUUGACGGUAUGUAAAAAAAUGGACCAGCAACAAUUGUUGUCAUUCUUUGUUUUCCUCUGGCUUUAGCUACUAGUUCGAUCGUUAUCGCAUUUUUGCGCAUCACAUUCUCAAUUAAUUAGAAAAAAUUGAAGAAAAAACCAGAAGAGUUAUUUUUCUUCAUAGCAUUUAUUAAAAUACGAUAACUGCAUUGAAAAAAACGAAAUCUCAAGAAAUUUCGUUCAUAAACGACUGAGCAAGCUGAGAAAACAAUCGGGUGCAAUCUUAUUGAACACCUGAUCACACCGAAAUAACGUGUCUGAAAGCCAGACAUUAUAAAAUUCACAAAGCUUUCGCAUAAAAGCGGCUAGAAAAUAAAAAAUGACGAACCAAUUUCAGUUCAAUUGGAACGACCCCAAAAAGGCUAUCGCGUAUCGGAUUAUUCUGUCAUAAUAAAACGUCAACGUCAGGAACGAAUGAUUUUUCAAAUAAUUCAUGAAAUUUUUAACGCUUCGUAUGUGCGCGUUAGAAAUAAAAUUGUUUUAUAUUCAAACGGCGAUUGCAUCGACUCAUUAUUAAAAUAAUAGUUAUAACAACUAUUGAAUAUAUAUUAUUAUAAAAACUAUUAUUAUUAUUAAUAUUAUCAUUAUUAUGAUUAAUAUUAUUGCUGCGUAGAUAAUUAUUUAACAUUGGUGUAUCGUUCAACGUUGUAUUAUAUUGAGAUAAUUUAUUCCGUUCACGUUUUGUAUUUUAAAAUCGGAACGGUUGAUUGGGACUGAGACAUUUGAAAAUGUUGAGUCCUUUUUAGUACGCCACACUCUAGUCUUCGAGUGCAUUUCGAUGAAAUGUAUAAAACGUUAUUGAUUAUUCCGAAAAAAAACGAAGCCAAUCAAAAUGAACGGGCUUAUUUUCGAAUCCACGCGUUCGAAAUUUUACUUGUUCAUUGCCUCGUAGCCUUAAAUCGCGUUAACUUUUGGAUAAUUUUUAUUCUUCUUUUUUACCGUGCAGACGUGUGUUGCGCAUUUGGUUUGCAACGUUACAAUGCAUUUGUUGUUUGUAAUCAAAAUUCGUAAAAAAACGUCUCCGUGCUUCAAUCGAAUUUUCAAAUUUUUUCGAUUUUUCGACUGUUAAUUUUAUUCGAUUUCAAUUAAGGUUGUUGCGUACCUAGGUUUGAUAUUUUUAUGCAUAAAAAUUGAAUUUUUUUACCCAACUCUUUGACCGAUUCGGGAUGUUUAAUUCAAAAUUUAGUGAUACCGUUGAUACUCUAAUAAAGUAGGCACGAAAUUAACGAUGCUGUGCGCGAUUUAGCGAAAAAAAUGUUUGCAAUGGAUUUUGUGAUGCGAUGUCUUCGGAGUUUCACGCCUUCUGUAAAUGCUUCGUCGUUGUUCGAUACUCGGUGCUGGCACCUCGUGCAUAGCAGUCAAUUUUUUACCACGGCUAUUACUCGUUUCGUAAUCAAAGAAAAUAAUAAAGCAACAAAAUAAUGAAGCACGAAGAAGUUGAACUUUCAAAGAAACACGAAGGAAACCGCUACUAAAAGUGCGAAAUCUCGGAAACAUAUCAAUUCGUCGUGUUACCUGGGUCUAAUCAAUUUUUUUAACAUCACAUUUACUACAACGAAACCAAAAACGGACACGUUGAAUUAUUUACCAAAUUUUGGCGUUGGUCAAGACUAAAUUUUUUAUUUUUCUUCAAAAAAAUUCAAAAUUGUGUUAUUUCGAGCAUGACAUUUUUUCAAAUACAUUUUCGCAAACGGAAAUGCCAAAGUUGACAAUAGAAUGAUGCGAAUAAAUCAACAUUUUUCCAUUGAAUUUACUCAAUUUGCAGACGUAAACGAAAAAACAAAAAUCAUUGAAAAUACUACUAGAGAAAUUGACAAGAAUACGAGAAACGAAGAAAGCUGUAGAGUUCGGAAAAUAAUUUAAUGUGUCCGUUUCUCAAUAGAAACAUUUCCGCUACGACAAUGGUUGCCGAUACGAAAAAGAGAAAACUAAUACCGAAGGGAACGAGGAACAAAAUUGCUUUGACAAAUGAGCGUUAAUUACACAUGAUAAGCUGAUCGUCGUGCUAAGUGAAGUUUUUUGAAUUAGCAUACAAUGGGCCACGCGCUACGCGACAAGGACGCACGAUGCUCAUUACAAUUUUACAUUGUAUAUUCAUUGUAAGAAUGAAAGAAAAAAGAAGUAAAAAAAAAUAUCAACAAAAAAAGCACAAGAUCAGAUAGUAUUUGGACAUUUGUUAUUCCUUCGUCACAAGUGUCUAAUGACAUUACGUUCAAUGUUCAAAGAUAUCACUUUACGUUGAAAUACAUUCAAAAUUCAUGUUUUUUCA
Molecule: messenger RNA, 4508 nt
Organism: Venturia canescens
Lineage: Eukaryota; Metazoa; Arthropoda; Insecta; Hymenoptera; Ichneumonidae
Product: ras-related protein Rab-30-like
Exons: 5
Coding region: 673-1290 (205 amino acids)
Biological process (GO): vesicle-mediated transport
Cellular component (GO): Golgi cisterna; trans-Golgi network
Molecular function (GO): GTPase activity; GTP binding
Source: RefSeq, a predicted model, not a curated record